Medioppia subpectinata is the source of this 543-nucleotide messenger RNA. Lineage: Eukaryota; Metazoa; Arthropoda; Arachnida; Sarcoptiformes; Oppiidae. The record is from the annotation of a GenBank genome assembly.
AUGGACACGGAGUCUAUAGUCGGCCAGAAAGUGGUUAUGAAUUGUGUGGCCAGCGGUCAGAGUAGGGUCUGGUGGGAGCGAUCGGAAUUGGCCGACGGACAUUUGCGCACGGUCAUUUCAAAUUCGCAUAUGCACACCAUGGAAAAUGGCAGUUUGACCAUCAAUGAUGUUACCCCGGAUGACGAGGGUGUCUACUUGUGUCAGGCCAAUAAUGGUGUGGGCAGUGGCCUGAGUAAAUUGGUCCAGCUCAAAGUGCACGUUGGGGCUCAUUUCAAGAGCAAAUUUGGGUCGCAAACCGUCACUAAAGGACAGGACGUAUGGAUUGAGUGCCUAUCAUAUGGCGAGAGGCCGAUAGCCGUCGCCCUAACCAGAGAUGGCCAGCCGUUUGACGCCGGCGUCGAAAACCGGUAUCAAGUGAUCCGUAACGAGACGUCAGGUGUGGACGCCGUGUGGCUGAGGAUACAUAUACUCGAUGCAGUUCAAUGCUCGACUCCUGGGGCCAGACCUGUGCCGACACUUCUGACCACUCGGUCUCGUAUUUAG